CAGUAUCUACAGAACAGUUGUUGUGGUUAUUACAUGCACUGAUUGUUUGUUUUUGUUUUUCUUGCUCAUUAAAACCUUUAAGAGAUUCGUUUAUCUUCAGAAAGAACAUUUUUAAUUCACUUUUAGGAAUAAAAUGCCUUCGGCCGGGUUUAUUUACUUGAUCGUAUCCUAUUUUAUUUUGUCAUUUCCUUCCCUGAAUUGUGAAAGAUGGAGAAAAAGAAAGAAACAAAUUUCAUCAUGUACUUUCUUCACCAUCUUCACUUAUUUUCCAUUCAGAUUUCCUCCUCUAUCUUCUUUAUCUUCUCUUCUCUGCCUCUCGAUGUUCCCGUCCUUCCUCACCUCCAUUUUUCCUGCGUUCUCAACUUUUUUUUUCAGUCUCUAUCCUGAUUUAAUUCUUGUAAUUACUACUUCAUUCCUUCUUCUCUGUCUGACAUCUCUGUGCUUCCUUCUGGACAUAAUUUUAAUAUUUUCUUCUUUUUUUUCUCCAGAAUUUCUAUCUUCUGUCCUUUCUUUCUGACUUCACUAUUUAAUUCCUUCUAACGCUUUUCUUUCCAGACUACUGCACUUCCUUCUGGUCACCAUCUUUUUUUUAAUCUUCACUUACUUCCAGACUUCUGUCCUUUCUUUAUGAUGUGCCACCUACAUGGUUGGCUUGUUUUUUUUCCUGAUUUUCCUUCCUUAAUUCAUCCCAACUUGAUCCCGUUCUUUCCCUCUUUCUCCCUCCUUUCCAUUUCUUUUUCCUGUUCUAACUAACUGACUCUUUCCUCUUCUAGAUGGUUCAGUUGAUAUUGGUGAAGCGGUGAUACCCAGCGUUCCCUUACAGAUCACCUCUCUUGUUUGAGGCCACGUCUGGGAACAUUUUGGCCAUGAGUGGACCCUGAGUACUCCAGGUACAAUAAAAUGGCCGGCGAGCUUUUUGCUGCUAAGAAGUUGCCCUCUGUAGCAGCCACGGCUACGGCGGUGCAGCAGUACCAACAGCAGAACAUCAGCAACAACAACACGGUUCAGGGCUGCAACUGGCAAGGCCUCUAUCCCACCAUCAGAGAGAGAAACGCAAUCAUGUUCAACAACGAGCUGAUGGCAGAUGUACACUUCGUGGUCGGUCCUACUGGGGGAACGCAAAGAGUUCCGGGGCACAAGUACAUCCUGGCUGUUGGGAGCUCCGUGUUCUAUGCCAUGUUCUACGGGGAGCUGGCAGAGGAUAAGGACGAAAUCCGCAUCCCAGAUGUGGAGCCACAUUCCUUCUUGGCUAUGCUCAAAUAUAUCUACUGUGAUGAGAUAGACCUGUGUGCAGAUACUGUUCUUGCCACGCUGUACGCUGCCAAGAAGUACAUGGUUCCUCACCUGGCACGUGCCUGUGUGGCGUUCUUGGAGACCAGUCUGAGCGCACGCAACGCCUGUGUGCUGCUGUCACAGAGCUGCCUGUUUGAGGAGCCGGAGCUGACGCGCCGCUGCUGGCAGGUGAUUGACGCCCAGGCUGAGCUCGCUCUGCGUUCAGACGCUUUCUGCGACAUCGACCUGCGCACGCUGGAAAGCAUCCUACGGCGUGAGACUCUCAACACGAGUGAGACAGUUGUUCUGGAGGCGGCGCUCAGCUGGGCGGAGGCUGAGUGCCAACGACGUGAACUGCAACCCACUGUUGAAAACAAGAGGCUGGUGCUGGGCGACGCUCUGUACCUCAUCCGUGUCCCAGCAAUGUCACUGGAUGAGUUCGCCAACGGCGCGGCACAGUGCGGCCUGCUCACGCUAGCCGAGACCAACGCCGUCUUCCUGUGGCACACAGCAGCUAACAAACCCGAGCUGCCCUUCGUCAGCCAGCCGAGGAAAGGUCUGACUCCGCAGCGCUGCCACCGCUUCCAGUCGUGUGCCUACCGUAGCAACCAGUGGCGUUACCGUGGACGCUGUGACAGCAUUCAGUUUGCUGUGGACAGGCGCAUAUUCAUCGCCGGCUUCGGCCUUUACGGCUCCAGCUGCGGAUCCGCCGAGUAUCAGGCCAAGAUCGAGCUCAAGAGACAGGGAGCCCCGCUGGGCCUCGCCGUCGUCAAGUAUUUCUCAGAUGGCUCCAGCGGCACGUUCCCCGUGUUCUUCGAACACCCUGUGCAGGUGGAGCCUGACACGUUCUAUACGGCCAGCGUGGUGCUGGAUGGCAACGAGCUCAGCUACUUCGGCCAAGAAGGAAUGACCGAGGUACAGUGCGGGAAGGUCACCUUCCAGUUCCAGUGCUCCUCAGACAGUACCAACGGCACCGGUGUGCAGGGGGGGCAGAUACCUGAGCUUAUAUUUUAUGCCUGAGAGACUUCUUACCUGCAGGGUCGCAUGACAAUCCCUUAGAGGACACCAGCUUGUACAGUUAAACUUUGAUGCUGUAGUUGUGGUUACUAUGUGGUAGUAGCAACAGGCAGGGCAUUUUCACAGGGAGGUUUGCCCCUUGUACAUCACUGUUCACACGUGCAGUGGUGUAUUAGUGGCAUAUAUGUAACUGCAUCAACCUACCUGACUCUCUGGUGGCUUGUUGCCAUGUUCCACUGAAACUUUACUGAAAUUAGACAUCAGAAUUUAGAGAUCGUUGAGGGUUGUUUAAACUCCCCGAGCGGAGGUGUUGGGGGUGUUUAAACUCACCAAGCAGAGGUGUCAAGGGUUUUUACUGACUGGCAGCUAGCAUACGUUCAGUCACGCUGGCAUCACUAGCAUGACAAUCACCAGCACACCCUCAUCACAACAACCCAAGCAGCCAACACUAGAUGUCGCGUUGUAAACCUUACAAUAUAGUUACGUAUUAAACAUUACACACGAUUGCCUUAUUAGUUAGCUAGCCCACUGGACCAUGCUCCGGUAUGUCCCACAAACCACAGUCCUAACCUUUUACUAACACUACACAGUCCUAACCUUUUACUAACACUACACAGUCCUAACCUUUUACUAACACUACACAAGAACUUUUCUUGCAACUCAGCAAGAAUGUCUCAAUUCACAGAUUUUUAAAAGAUGCCAGCAAAGCAAAUUACAAUUAAAACACAAACAUGAGAUCCCCUAAAAGGCAACAUUUCAAAUCUUGUGGGUUUUUUGUUUGUUUGUUUUUCGAUGUUCUAGGAAGACAAUUAAGAAUGAUGAACAGCGUUGCUACCACAGAGGUAGGAACCAUGUUAGCUAGCUGGCUAACAAUUCCGCGUCAUUUUCAUUUGACAUAUGCAGCUAAUCACUUAACGAUUUACUUUCCAUCAGGAUUACAUACACUAGUGUUUUAACGGUGGAACGUUUCAGGGACGAGGUCUGAUUUUUCCUCGCGGCUGAUUCUUUUCCUGUUACGAUCUGUAAACUGUAACAGCGACACGAUUAGCAGAUGCUAGUCACAAAGGACUAUCUUGUUAGCAAUCAAGCUGUAGGGAUUUCUGUCUGUAAAUCGGAGCUCUACCAUAUUUGUUACUCACCGUGCCAUUUGUUGUGGUUUUGUGGAUUAGCUUCAGCAGCAUCAGACAGGUGCUAAAAUAUAAAAACGCUAAAAUCCGCGUGCCGAUUUUCCACCGCGAUCCAUCAUACAGCCAAACUGUCGGUUUCUGCGUCGUGCCUUGUGUUUCUGGUUUGCUAGCAAGAAAAUGGCCGACUAGUUUCAGAAUACGCAGAAUAUAAAAGCAGCUUGAAACUCGGUAGAAACACUAAACAAACAAUCCAACAAAAAAAAAAAAGAACAAAGAACAGAUGAAGAGCCGUUGGGCCGUAUUCAGUCUGAGUGAAUGUUGGCCGUUAGUCACGUUUUUGUACACGCAGGCAUACGUUGUGCUCGUAAGAAAUAUAAGUGCUUAUUUUGUGUAAUCAAUACUUGAUCAUCUUUUAUACUUGAUGUGCUACAGUAGAUGUCGUCGUGUAUCAGAUGUGCGCCGCACACACACUUGCAGUCUCUCGCUCUGUGAGCUUUGUGGUUUAAACGUUGUUUCACAACAAAGCUCAGAUUGUUUAAAAAAAUAAAAAUAAAAAAGCCAGCACUUUUUCAUUGUUUAUUGAAGGGCUUGAUGUUGUGCUGCUCAUCACAUUGUUUCUCACUCACUUGUACUUAUUUUUGGAAUUGUAACUUUCCACUCGUGAAGUGACUUGUUUUCUUUGGGGGAAAAUAUUGCCUACUGCACCUUUAAUCACGACGAAGAGACACACAAUCUGAAAUAAACACAGUUCACACA
Tachysurus vachellii is the source of this 4172-nucleotide messenger RNA. It is a transcript of the gene btbd3a, whose product is annotated as BTB (POZ) domain containing 3a. Gene Ontology annotation, molecular function: protein binding. The record is from RefSeq and is a predicted model, not a curated record. Bases 901 to 2292 code for a protein of 463 amino acids. Gene Ontology annotation, cellular component: cytosol. Gene Ontology annotation, biological process: dendrite morphogenesis; neurogenesis; cerebral cortex development. The transcript has 4 exons. NCBI's taxonomy places the organism in Eukaryota, Metazoa, Chordata, Actinopteri, Siluriformes, Bagridae.